Aureobasidium uvarum is the source of this 492-nucleotide messenger RNA. NCBI's taxonomy places the organism in Eukaryota, Fungi, Ascomycota, Dothideomycetes, Dothideales, Saccotheciaceae. The record is from the annotation of a GenBank genome assembly.
AUGAUGCAGCCCAGCGGAAGCAAAGGUCACUGGGACCCCUAUAUCCUAAGUCGCCUCCUUAGUUCUUCGACUGCCCCUGACUCCAUGAUCGAGCUUCGUACCUCUUGCGGUUUCAAGACUUUGGUCCACAAAUCGCUACUCUGCCAUUACUCGACCUACUACAAUGUUGCCAUCGACGGAAGUUUCCAGGAAGCGAGUAAAACCUCCUUCGAACUCGAGCUCAAUGAGGAGCAAGCCAAAUGGCUCGUAAGCUGGCUCUACAGUGGGUCUCUGGAAGAUCAUCUAUCUCAUCCCGACACGGAACAGCUCUUUUGCCUAUACAUCUUCGCAGACAAGACAGACAUCUUGGCUCUGAGACGUCGUGUAAUGACCAAGCUCGUCAAGGAAAAGAAGGCUCGGAUUUCCUACCCAUGCUUCACCAUCGGCGGAGUCCGCGAAUACCCUUCCAACCUCGAACCACCCUCCAACCAAUCAACCCAAACAUCUUCUUGA